CGGAAGUUAUCAUUUUGUAAGAUAAACUGAGGAAGUCAAAAUGUUUUUGUGUUUACAAACAUAAUUGUACAGUAGUAAAUAUUUACUUUGUGCCGAGCAAUGGAUGCGGAUGAAAAUGGUACGGACUCCCAGAUGAUUGCCCAUUCGUCAAACAGGCCAAGGCCCCCUCCGCCAUCAAAGAAACCCAAGCCUUCAUUGCCAUUGAAACCAUCUCUUCCAGCUAAACCAGCGUUGGAGCUGAAAAAUGGAGACGACAGUCCCUCAUGCACAACAGAGCACUCCGCUGCAGAUCCGACCCCGAGCAGCAGUGUUGACACUGCCCCUGUCCCAACCCCAUCUUAUUCUGGCUCCACCCCACCGGACACCAGUCAGUCCACACCUCAAGGCACCCCUGACCCUUCCACUCUGGAUUCAAGGGCAACUCUCACACGUCCCAAGGGGCCACCACCACCUCUACCAAAAACAGCAUCAUCAGCCUUGCCGAAAACUCCACCAAAACCUCUACCAAAAACCCCAACCAGACCUCCGCCAAAACCUACGAUAUUUAAGCAACAUCCUCCUGAUAAUCGCUCACCAGUAAGCUUGACUGAGUCUGAAUCAGUUGUAAGGAGAACCCCACCUUCUUUACCAAUGACCCCUCCCAGGGCCUCAGUGAGAAAGACUGUAACUACACAGGGCAGUGCUGAAUCAGAUAACUCACUGAAUGUUAACAAUAGUGCAGAUACAGAAAAUGAGAGAAAUGAACAUGAAAACAAUUCUUCAGUGGGCAGGGAAACAUAUCAAAGUGACAAUGAUCGAAAUACUAAUGCAGGUUCUUCUGUGAAUUGUAUGAUGUCAAAGCUGGCAAAUUCUCAAGAAAACUUAUCUCAAUCAUCUGGUCCCAAAGUUCCAAUGAAACCUAAGCCAAGAUCUAUGCUUAAUAAAUCAAGGGAAACAUCUAAAAAAGAAAACAGCUCAAAUGACAUAUCUGUAAGUUCUGGAAAAUCAACAUUCUUUGCUAAACCAGAUGAAAAGAUAAAAGUUGCUGAAACUAGUAUGGAGAAGAUAAGCAAGUCGGAGAAUGCCAUUAAAAUAGUUCAUAGUUUAGAAAAUCCCUCAAACCAUUCAGUAAAGUACAAAAAAAUGGCAUCUCCGGCCCACUCUCCUCUCUCGCAACGAAAACCACCUCCUAAGCCACCAGCUAAGCCUGCUAAAUCUGCAGAGCAUACGGAUGAGCCAGGAGAUAACUCUUGGAUUAGACAUAGGACUGAUAAUGAAAGUGAUGUGCAUUCCAGUAACGAACAGUUGAAUAAGAAAACUGAAACUGAAUCAAGUGUUGAAGAAAUUAAGCAUACUAUUAUUGAAAGUGGGGAUUCAAGUUCUGUACAAUGUGAUACAAAAACUGGAAUAAAAGAGACUUGCAUCAAAACAAAAGUCUCCCCUACCCCACUAAGAAAGCCCCACCCACCAAAACCAGUUGCAAGGCCACGACCUACACCUAGAAAAUCUCUUAAUAGGCAAUCUUUGGAUGAAGAGAGACUAGGUGCUCAAACUGGGGAUAACCUUACUAGUUCUAAAACUGGUGCUGUCUGUGAUAAUGUGUUCAAGGAAAAGAUGACUGAAAAUGGUGUGAAAAAUGAUGGUGAUGUGAAAGAUGUUACUGAAGUAAGGAAAGAUGUUCCUGAAAGUGACACUGUAGGAAGGGAAAGUCCAGUCAAAUUAGAUGAUGAUCAGUACAGAAAGAUAGAGAAAAGAGUAAACAGAUCACCAAAGUCUCAUAUAACUGAACUUGAGGGUGAAAACCAUAGCCCAGUGAUUCUGAGAAAGAAAAUCAGUAGGGAUACUGGCUUUGAUAUUCAGGAUGUACCUUCGGUGGAAGAACUUAAGAGCCUCUUUUAUGAUAGUGACGAAGAGACGCAAGCUCCAGGUGGUGGCGAAAACCAGUGUUUGUCAAAGGAUUUUCAAUUUGGUGAUAAAUUUUUGAAAUUUGCUAGUGAUGAUUCUCCAAAUAAAACAAAAACUAGCCCUACCAUAGCUCAACAACAUAGUUCAAGUGAUAAAGACAGUUUCGAAGAUAUUUUAGGUGAUAAGGAAUUACUUGAACCAUCUUCACUUUUGAAUGAAAUUGAAGAUAUUUUGACUCGCAGCUACAAACAUUCUUCCUUAACAAGGUCUGGAUCAUCACCAGAGAAAAAGUCCUCUCCGUUCCUUAUAGCUGGUGAGAGAUUUAGAUCGGAGAGGUCAAACUCUGUGGAUGUAGGAGAAGACUCCCCUAUCAGGCCCCCAAGGCCAAAAAAGGAGGGGAAAAGGCUGAGAUCGCUCAAUCAAAUGGCAUAUGAUUCUUGUGGCAGUGAUACAGAAUCCCUGCCUGAUAUGUCAAGACCAAGAAGAGAUUCUGAAUCUUCAAAUAUCUCCAUGACCUUAGGUAAGGCCAGGCCACACCCACCAAAACCAAAAAGACACAAACUGCUAAGAGUUCAAAGAAGCCAAUCAGAUAUUACUGCUAUGAAAUCAGUGGUUGAAAAGUCCCCACAGACUAGACGUCAACAGUCAAAUGAGUCAAAUGAUCUCUGUGCAACAAAUACCCCACCAGGUAAAUCAAUAGAACCAAACAGGCCGGCUUCUUGGCGAAAGAACCGCCCAUCGCGGAAAGCACCACCUCCACCCCCAGGCCUGCCUUUCAAGGUCACACCACCCUCCCCAACCAUGAAUCUGGACACUGUGGUACCUGUGGAUGAACGGGUUAAGUCUAUGCACUUGUCAAGACACUCAAAGCAUGAGGACACACACAAAAGAUUAGUUGACUCUACUGGGUCAUUCUACCAUUCAAUACCAGAUGAGGAGGGUGACUCCUCAGAAGGAGAGCAUCAUGAUUAUCAGGACAUUCCUGAUCAGAAAGAUAUUGAUACUCACUUACAACCUUCCAUUGCUAAUGCUGCAAUGUCCAGACCUGCACCAAAGACAAGGAAACAAACAUCUCCUCCCAAGCUUCCACCAAGAAACUUGAACAACUCCCACUCAUUUGAUACUUCCAGCUUGUCAUCUGCUGGGCAUGACUUUGACAGUGCAAUCACUGGUGGUGCUAGCUCGAAUGAAGACAUGUCAAUCUCCAGUAGCUGUUUUGAUGGUGAUAUCAAGUCUCCAGCUAAUAAGAAACACCAGCUUCUCAAAGUUUACCCAAAAACUUCCAGUCCUUUUGGCAAAGAGAAGUACCAGACAGGAAGUGAUGAGAAUGUGUUGAGUUCUGGACUGGGUCCCAGCAUGUCUAGCCUGUCUGACUGUGGAGAUGAGAGGAAUCUGAGACCAAUCAGCGACUGCAGUAUCCAGUCUGAUAUCCUAUCUGGUAGUCAUGGUACCACGGAAUCCUCGUCCUCUUCAGACUCAGAACUCGAUGAAGAUGAAAGGGCUAUGCGUAAAAAAGAGAAGAAGUUGUUUAUGAUUGCCAAGGAGAUUGCUUCUUCAGAGCGAGUGUUUGUCGAUGUAUUGCGUCUGCUCAAUGUGGAUUUCCGUAAGCACAUUUCCAAGGCAACGGAGGACCAGGGUCGCCCAGUGAUCCCUAGCGACACACUCAAUCGUAUACUGGACUACCUGCCGCAGCUACAGAACUUUAAUGAGGAACUUCUGGCUGACCUUGAAGACAGGAUAGAACACUGGGAGGAAAAGCACUGUAUAGCUGAUAUCUUCAAGAAGAAAGGCCCGUUCCUGAAGCUCUUCUCCUCCUAUAUCCUUAACUUUGAGAACUUAACCGCCACACUCGACGAUGCCCUCAAGAAAUACCCUGCAUUUCAAGCUGCAGUGAAAGAAUUUGAGAUGGGUCCACGUUGCGCCAGCCUCGCCCUGAAGCACUACAUGUUAAAGCCCAUACAGCGAAUACCCCAAUACAAGCUCUUCCUGCAGGACUACAUGAAGCAUCUUCCUGCCGACAGUCCCGAGAUCAAGGAUAUGACCACUGCCCUGGCCAUCGUCAGUGAUGUGGCCUUCCAUGCUAACGAGAAUAUGAGGCAUGAGGACUAUGUACAGAAGAUGUUGGAGAUACAGAAGUCUCUGGUGGGUCAUUUUGAGAUCAUCAAGCCAGGCCGGUUGUUCCUGAAGGAGGGAGAGCUAAUGAAGCUAUCUAGAAAGGACCUUCAGCCCAGAUACUUCUUCCUGUUCAGUGAUGUACUGCUGUACACGACAGAGGCCCCGACAGGCUACAGACUCAACAACACACUCUCCUUAACCGGCAUGAAGGUGUCCGUAGCAGCACGUGAUGAAUACAAGAUGGAAUUCAGCAUUAUCUCCACACAACGCUCGUUCACCCUCCAGGCAUCUAGUCUCGAGGAACGCGACGACUGGGUCUCUGCAAUCAACUCCGCCAUUGAGGAGAACACGCUGAAGAGAGACACCUUCGUCACUAUGCGUUCACAGGGCAGUACCAGUUCUGAGGCCGAUGAAGAGGUACUGGAUGUUGGGGCCUCAGCUCUGAUAGACAAGGACUUUGUCCUGGGUCAUAAGGCACCACUGUGGAUCCCCGACGCACGCGUUACCAUGUGUAUGAUCUGCACGGUUGAGUUUACCGUCACCUUCAGACGGCACCACUGCCGCGCAUGUGGUUGGGUUGUGUGUGCUGGAUGUUCUGAGAACAAGAUAGCCCUGCGUUAUCUCAAGUACAAGAUGGCCCGAGUCUGUGACAGGUGCUCCAAAGCUCUCAGUUCAGAGAAAGAAAAGCCCUCGGACGUAGAGGAGAAAGAGAAAAGCGGGGAAGAGGAGGAGGGGAAAGCGUUGAGUAAAAGCCGAAAUGGGCUCUUUUCACGACUACAGCGGGUACGCCUCAGUGGGCGGAUUGAGAAGCGUCCAGGGGUCAGGCCUGAGAGGCUCAAGGAGGUGUCAGCGAAUGAUGAGGGUGCGUGUAUGAGUGGGUAUCUACAGAAGUGGCACAAGGGUCGCAAAUGGAAGAAGCAGUGGUACCUGAUCAAGGACAAGGUCCUGUUCACCUUCAAGGCCACUCAGGACACAGCGGCUGCAGACAGUAUGGUAUUACUGGGGUAUGAAGUCACCCGGUUUAAUGAGUUCUUUGAAGGUGUUGAGGCUGGUCUUCUGCUCCAGUUGAGCCACAAGGGGACGACCCCUCUGGUGUUCCGUACAGACAGUCACACCGCCACUGAAAAGUGGGUGAAUGUGAUGAGGGAGGCUGCAGUACCAUGACAACACCAGCCACGCCCGGAGACCAGUGGGAUCAGGAGAGUUCACAUCACAGCACAUCAGUAGGGAGAACUUCACUUCACUGGCAGUAUCUACAUGAUAUUGGCUGCAAAAACUGUCAUAAUUUACUGAAUUGACAAUCUAAAGCAUCAGAAUUUGGUAAAGCAACCGUGACGACUUGAAAGGCUAAGAUGGCGUGAGCAGAAUCAAUAUAAUGGCUUUAGGUGGUGCAUGCUUAUACAGGCACUAUUGUUUUCAAGAAUCAUACUAGAAUAGAACAAAUGAAUAGAUGUUUUUAACUAGUUGUCAUAUUGAAUGUCUAUGAAGCUUGUUGUCACUUGUAGAAGUUUGGUAUUGUCAAAAUCCAAUUCAUUUAUGAUGAAUGAUGCCUGGAAUGUCGCAUAACGUCUUUACUGCUCCCAUAAGUCCAGCAAGUCUGGCUCACAUCAAAUGUGAAUACCAGAGAUCACUCGUAUGGAAAAGAGUAAGUUUGUGAAUCAUGGCCGGAAUCAAAGGAUUUAAAACUUGCUUGUUCUGCAUGAUGAAUUAAAUUGCAAAAAGUUUACAUUUAUUAAAUUGUUAUAUAUUAUGAUUUAUUUUUUACUUAACAUAUCGUUUAAUACUCAAAACAAAAAUGAAUCAGAUGUUUUGAAAAUCAAAAUGCUUUAAUAUUACUCAGUAAGCCAUUAGAAAGGUAUAUAUGUGUUUAGUAAGGUAAUGCAGUAGUCAAUUGAUACCACGGCCCCCCCAGGUCAGGGGGUGUACCGGGGUGAAUGCAGUGGUUUUGUCUUCGGCAAAAUAUAGCAGGGAACGGCCUUACAUGGGGUGCGGGGGUAAUUGGCAGGGAUUUUACCAUCAGUUCGUACCCGCAGGGCGAGGAUUUUACCCGGGGUUGGCUGGACCGAAAGUCAAAGUCCCCGCAUUUCCCCUGACCUGGGGGAGCCGUGGUUACAAUUGACUGGUGCAUAAAAAUGUGCUUUUUCUUAAGUUUCAAGAAUUAAACAGUUUGUCCAGGGUAUAUAUAUUUCCAAAGGUUUUUCACAUUCCUGUAUAUCUGUCAUUAUUGUGUGUUUCUCUAUGGCAUGUUGUUGCCCAUUUGUGUUGGCACUGAAUCUCAGUUUUCAUCCUAACUAUUACAUACAAUACUGGAUACUGCUAAUAUUUGCGCUAUAAAUAGUUUUCCUCUGAAGAUCAUUGUUCCUUAGAUCACCAUCCUGUUUGUUGUUCGCUGAAACCUUUGUCAGUGUUAUCGUAAGAUGAACAACAACUGUAUGAUUGUAUUGUGGUACUACUUUUUUAGGACAUAUUAUAUAAAAUAAAUAUAUAUGGUUACGGAGAUAGCAUGCAUGUUCUUUAAGAAAUAUUAAAUGUUGUUUUUCAUUAUAGAAAACAUGCGCUUUCAUUGGUGCUUUUUUAACUAUAAAUUGUUUUGAUAGCUUCUUAUUGACAUUUUAUUUUAUCUUAUUAAACAACCUGAUAGCUUUGCUUCGUCUGCAUAGUGGUACUUAGUCUACACACAUUUUUGAUCUGAUUUUUGGUUGUGGUUUAUAUCAAUAUGCAUUCUGUGUCACAUUAUGAGGAGAAAACUGAAAUAACAACUUGAUUUAUGUAGUUGAUUUAUAUAUCUUCAUGUUUUACUUCAUGAAGAUCUAUUGUAUUUUAAUGUUCUACCAACAAAUGAAGGAUUUAACAGUUUUUUAUUCCGUAUAAUAUAUUAUGUAAUCAUGCCAUGUAAUGGUUAUUUGUAUAGACUCCUUUUUUCAUUUAAUACAUGUGCACAUUUGAUAUGGGAUAACUUCCUUGUAUGCCAAUCAUUGUUUUAUUACCAGUUAUAAAGUACAUGUACUUGUAGAUAACGCACACUUUGUAGAGGUUCAUUCGGAACACGUCGGCCAUUUUCCAAGGAAAUCAACAUCGCAUGUAUAUAGACAAUUUACAAUGUCAGAAUUCUUUACAUUUAACUACGCUGCAAGUAGAAUUAGUGAUUUUAAUAUAACGUUUAAACCGAAGGACUUUACUCUUUGGAAUCUUAUUUAUUAUGCCCCCUUUUGAAAAAAGUGGGGUAUAUUGUUUUGCACAUGUCGGUCGGUCGGUCGGUCGGUCUGUCUGUCUGUCGGUCGGUCGGUCGGAAUACCAAAUGGUUUCCGAUCAAUAACUUGAGAACGCUUUGACCGAGGGACCUCAUACUUGGUAUGUGUAUUGGUCAUCACCAGCAGAUGAACCCUAUUGAUUUUGAGGUCAGUGGGUCAAAGGUCAAGGUCAGUGUGACCUUUACAUGAAAAACGGUUUCCGAUCAAUAACUUGAGAACGCUUUGACCCAGGAACCUCAUACUUGGUAGGUGUAUUGGUCAUGACCAGCAGAUGAACCCUAUUGAUUUUGAGGUCAGUGGGUCAAAGGUCAAGGUCAGUGUGACCUUAACAUGAAAAACGGUUUCCGAUCAAUAACUUGAGAACGCUUUGACCCAGGGACCAGUGUGACCUUUACAUGAAAAACGGUUUCCGAUCAAUAACUUGAGAACGCUUUGACCCAGGAACCUCAUACUUGGUAGGUGUAUUGGUCAUGACCAGCAGAUGAACCCUAUUGAUUUUGAGGUCAAAGGUCAAGGUCAGUGUGACCUUAACAUGAAAAACGGUUUCCGAUCAAUAACUUGAGAACGCUUUGACCCAGGGACCUCAUACUAGGUAGGCUUAUUGGUCAUGACCAGCAGAUGAACCCUAUUGAUUUUGAGGUCAGUGGGUCAAAGGUCAAGGUCAGUGUGACUGUAAGCUGAAAAAAGGUUUUCUGAUUGUCCAUAUUUUAUUUUCUUAUAUAGUAGACAGUAGAAAUUUAUAUGUCACUAAAUGCAUGAGUUGAAGUAUCAGUUUUCAGUGAACAUCUAGUUUAAUUAUGCCCCCCUUCGAAGCAGAGGGGUUAUAUAAUUGCUUUGCACAUGUCGGUCGGUCUGUUGGAAGACCAAAGCUUGUCCGAGUGAUAACUCAACAAUUCCCGGACCUAUGGUCAUCAAACUUGACAUGAAGAUUAGGUAUGACCAGUAGAUGACCUGCCUCAUAUGCAUCCAAUGACAAAUCAGCUGUCAUUUCAGUCCAUGCAUAUUUCAUUCAAUUGUCCAAAUAUUUCUGGCAACUUGGCGCUCAGGGGGCAUAAUGUUUGACAAACAUCUCUUGUUUAUGCAAUAAUACACUAAGCUGGCCAUCAAUUUGAACUUAGUAAUAGAAAUUACACGGUAAAUCAUUAAAAUGAUUUAUAUUGUUAUCCAUAUUUUACGAACUACUUCUACUAAUGUACCGGCAUUCAUCCGAGGUUGUUUUCGAUGGGAAAUGGCCGAGGAGUUCCGAAUGUGUAGAGGAAAUGUAGAGUGCAAUAUUUUGUGUAGAGUUAACCCUACUUGUACAUACUUUAAAUACUAUUAUACCAUAACGUGUUAUUUGUUAUACAUGUAUACAUUACCAUUGUUGAAGAAAAGAUACAUUUUGGAGCUUCCAUUUACAAAAUAAAUAAAAUCAAUAAACAAAA
This is a messenger RNA of Mya arenaria, 8674 nucleotides long. RefSeq names its product nucleolar protein dao-5-like. The coding region runs from base 100 to 5163 and encodes 1687 amino acids. Lineage: Eukaryota; Metazoa; Mollusca; Bivalvia; Myida; Myidae. Gene Ontology annotation, cellular component: cytoplasm. The transcript has 22 exons. The record is from RefSeq and is a predicted model, not a curated record. Gene Ontology annotation, molecular function: metal ion binding; guanyl-nucleotide exchange factor activity.